Molecule: messenger RNA, 891 nt
Organism: Dromaius novaehollandiae (emu)
Lineage: Eukaryota; Metazoa; Chordata; Aves; Casuariiformes; Dromaiidae
Gene: NKIRAS1
Product: NFKB inhibitor interacting Ras like 1
Exons: 4
Coding region: 190-765 (191 amino acids)
Biological process (GO): canonical NF-kappaB signal transduction; Ral protein signal transduction
Molecular function (GO): GTP binding; GTPase activating protein binding; GTPase activity
Source: RefSeq, a predicted model, not a curated record
AGUCCUCAGGGCGGCGGGCGGCUCUGCGCGGCCUCGUCCCUGGCAGGGCCAGGCCGCCCCGCCCCCGCGGCCUCGGCCAGCCAAUGGGAGGCGGGGUCGGGGCCCGGCGCCCCAGGCCGGCGCGGCUCAGCGGGCGCCGGGGGACGCCGUGCCCAGGAUUUAUUUGCUGAUUCUGCCAUCUUGAAAAAGAUGGGAAAGGGCUACAAGGUGGUGGUUUGUGGAAUGGCGUCAGUGGGAAAAACUGCGAUUUUGGAGCAGCUUCUCUAUGGAAAACAUACUGUUGGCUUAGAAGAGGGUGCAACAAUGGAAGAUGUGUAUUUGGCUUCGGUGGAAACAGAUCGAGGCGUAAAGGAACAGUUACGGCUUUAUGACACUAGGGGUCUGCAGGAAGGUGUAGAAUUGCCAAAACACUAUUUCUCUGUUGCUGAUGGCUUUGUUCUCGUGUAUGCUGUGACCAGCCUCGAAGCUUUCCAAAGGGUUGAAGUGCUCAAAAGAGAGAUCGACGUCUUUAGAGACAAAAAGGAGGUAACUGUUAUUGUCUUGGGAAACAAAACGGACCUCCUGGAGCAAAGACAAGUGGAAACAGAAGCCGCACAGCAAUGGGCAAGGGCUGAGAAAGUGAGACUGUGGGAAGUGACUGUGACAGAUCGGAAAACACUGCUUGAGCCAUUCACCUUCCUAGCUAGCAAACUCUCCCAGUCCCAGAACAAAUCCACAUUUCCCUUGCCUGGUAGGAAGGGCAAAGGGAAUAACUGCGAUAACUGAGCCACCUUAACAUUGUCUGCUGCUGCUAAGGUCACAGCCUUAGCCCUUUCUCUGCCAUUUGCUUCUCACAAUUUCACUUAAAGCAAUAAUCUCAUUCAGCAAUAAAAUCAGCAAGCUCAUGGCUAA